Messenger RNA from Ahaetulla prasina, 4314 nucleotides. It is a transcript of the gene CFAP70, whose product is annotated as cilia and flagella associated protein 70. The transcript is spliced from 27 exons. Lineage: Eukaryota; Metazoa; Chordata; Lepidosauria; Squamata; Colubridae. Gene Ontology annotation, biological process: cilium movement; cilium assembly. Gene Ontology annotation, cellular component: motile cilium; extracellular exosome. The record is from RefSeq and is a predicted model, not a curated record. Bases 171 to 3359 code for a protein of 1062 amino acids. Gene Ontology annotation, molecular function: protein binding.
CGCUGGGCAAGCCGCGCGCCACGCCCUUCCUUUGCCCUCCACAAAAAUGGCGACUGGGGAUGACGCCGGCGUCAGGAGCCGCGAAUGUGACGCAGCGGCGUUGCUAUGACAACCGAAAACGACGCCGUGGGCUGUAACUACCUUUCUAUACCAAGAGGUCCAUCCUUCUCAUGGCGGGUUCACCUUCCUUUCCUGUUGAGCCACCAGGCAAAAUAGUGAGCCUCACUGUGCUGGAGGGCCACGACUUGAAAGGCCUCAAAGGAGACAGUCCGGUUACAUUUGUGCGCGUUGAGUACAAUGGCUUCGUUCUUGGUGACUCCCCCAAAAUGGACGCCUCUGCGGAAGGAAGCGUGAAGUACCAUUUCACCACCUCUUUUGACAGCCAUCCCGAAGGGUUACACACUUUGGAUGAUAUUGCCCAGAAACCUGUGAUAUUCACUGUGAUCGAAGUCCUACCAAAGGAGAAGAAGCAAAAAGAUGAAAAAGUGGUGUCUCUGGGCCAGGCGGUGGCAGACCUUCUCCCUCUCCUGCAAGGAUUGUGUACAUUCAAUGCAACACUUCCCCUGUAUCCAUUGCCUGGUUCGCCUCUGGAGACCCUCCGACCAGAAACCAAGGCUUCCAUCGAUAUCUUAGUAUCUGUCCAGGAGAGCUUACUGACUCAAAAUCAGCUGACGGAAGGCAAUCUGCUAAGAGUGACGGUAGAAGCUCUCUAUUCCGCCCCGGAGGCAUUUAUCCCCACCGGUCCACAAUAUAAUUACAUGGUGGGCUUUCAGGUGCCAGCAGUUGGUGAGAAAGAAUGCCCCUUCCUGUUCAAGAAUGGGACCCUGAAACUUGGCGGUGAGAGAGAACCUCUGCCUCGGCCCAAGAAGUGGCCAGUUGCCAACAUUUUAGCUCCCGGAGGACAGAACAUCCCAGAGGCUUUCAUUGUUGGUGGGGCCUUUGAGGAGGAAGAUGGAGAACUGAAUACCCCAGAGGAACGGGAAAGCAGGAUUCAGGGUGAAACUAUUAAGAAACGGAUUAUGUGGGACUUGGAAAGGCGUUGCUACCUGGAUCCUAUAGCUGUGCUAUGCUUCCGCAGGCGGAUUGCCGACUGUCGAUGUUGGCCUGUGGAAAUUACUAGAGUGCCGCUGGUCACAUCCACGAAAGUCAAAGCUGGCAAAGGAGACAAGGGAGGUGGCACUACUGCUGGAGCAGAAGAAGAUCCAAUUUCCUUUCACGGCGUGGCUUACGUCAGCUUGGUUCCUCUGCUAUAUCCAGGGGUGAAACGGAUCCGGGGAGCAUUCCGAGUUUUUCCUUACCACGACAGUGAAGUGUUUGAAAAGACCAAGUGCCUCUUCAGUCUUUUUCGCGAUGUGGGCCAUCAGGCAGUUCUUAAUAAAUUUGGACCCAUAGGAAUGUACAGUCCCCACACCAAAAGCAUCCUCGGGAAAAACAUCAAAGAUGACAAGCAACGAGAAUUAAUGAUGAGGAAGCCAUCCAAUAUUGUGAAAAAGGACACAUCCGAGAUCACAGUAGAGGCUGCCCUGUCUGUAUGCCAGAACUUGGAAGGACAGCAAUAUGUAGAAAACGGAAGUUUUAUUGUGUUAGAGUUUACGCUGGAUAGAGCUUUGGUGCCCAAGCGUCUGCCUGAGGAACUUGCCAGCCGAGUGAAAGAGAUGAUUCCUCCACACCCACCACUCCCUCGAAGGACUGCAGGAGCCACGAAGGCCGUCGAAGAUUACCACACGCAGAUCACCAGCAUUGCUGCAUCCAUCCUAGAUGAGUAUCAUGAGCUCUUUGGAAGGCAGGUGAUCCAAGGGCUUGUCGUUGAUUCUCAGACCCUGGAAGACCAGAAAUGUCAACUCAACUAUGAACUGAACACCUCCGGGAAAUACUUUGCCUUCAAGGAGCAACUCAAGCAUGCGGUUGUGAAAAUUGUGCGGGAGAAGUACUUGAAGACGACCGCCUUUGAAACUCUAGAUCAACUCCAAGCUUUCCUCAGUGAAUUGUAUGUCUACUUGAUGGAUCAGAUGCAUGUUGCCUUGAAUCAGGUGCUGUCCCUCCAGACUCCAAGUCCUCCUCUUCCCGUAUAUACCACCUUGGAGCAGCUCCAGCUGUUUGCUCGAGAGGCCCAGGUCAACGGAGAGUACGGUUUGGCAUCAACUUACUAUCAGGAGAGGUUGUCUCGAAACCCCCAAGAUAUCCAGAGCUGGUUGGAUUAUGGAGCUUUUUGCCUGUUGACUGAAGACAACCUCAAGGCCCAGGAAUGUUUCCAUGAGGCGGUUGGGCUGGAUGCCAAUCACCUGUCCAGUGUGCUGUUGUGUGGGAUCAUGGCUGUGAUGCUGCAGAAUUAUGAAGAGGCUGAAGUCUUUUUUGAGGACGCCACCUGUGUGGAGCCGAGCAGUGUCGUGGCCUGGACCAUGUUAGGACUUUUCUAUGAUAUCCAGGAAAACUACAUUCGGGUCGAGAUGGCCUUCCGUGAGGCUACCAAGCUCCAGAAGGCCCAUCUGCCCAAAGAGAAACCAAGCCCUCCAAACAUAGAAGAAGUACCAGUAGUGAAGAAAAGAACGUCAUACCUGGCUUCACGGGCGCAGUCCCUGGCUGGCCCAGAGGAGUCUGAAACGCCCAAACCUGCGGCAGUUGCAUUUGAACCAGAGCUGAGCCUGGUCAUACAACACCCCCAGCAGACCACCUCUAUUUUCAUGGAAACAAUCAAAUUCCUCUUGGAAGUCAAUGCCCUUCAGUUUGUUCACAGGGCGCUGGCGCAUGAGUUGAUCUCCCCUCAAGGAGGACCCAGCUGUGACUAUUACUUGGUGCUGGCCCAGACCUACAUGCUCAAAAAGGAAUAUGACCAAUCAGAAGAAAGCUUGGAAACAGCUAUGCAGAUUGAUUACCUGAAUCCAGAGGUUUGGGCUCAAAAAGGCCAUCUCUGCUACUUGACCGGGAAUUUCAGUGAAGCAAAGUCCUGCUACGAACGCACGAUCAGCUUUGUGACGGACGCGAAGGAUAUGCAUACCGUGUACCUGCGAUUGGGAUCCAUCUAUCUGGAAGGCAAGGAGUAUGACAAAGCCAAGCACAUUUACCUUCUGGCGAGUAAGAAAUCACCUUCUUGUCUCACCUGGCUGGGAGUAGGAAUUGCUUGCUACAAGCUCAAAGAGAUGGCCGAGGCAGAAGACGCUCUCUCUGAAGCCAACGCCCUCAACAACAGCAAUCCGGAGGUCUGGGCCUACCUCGCUUUGGUCUGCAUGAAGGGCGGAAGACAACUGGAGGCCGAACAAUCCUAUAAAUACGCUGUCAAGCUGGAAUUGGACAACCCCGAUCUCCUGCAGGAGGUCAAGCAAGUCCAGCUCGAAGUUGGCUUUGGUGAUCCAUCGUUCUGAUCCCCUCUUCUGCUGCUACCUUCUAAGCAGGGAUCGGCAGCGACCAUUUUACACAGCAGGGAGGUUGCCAGAUGUUUGCCGAUCAUCAGCACAGAGGCAUACUGCCACAUUUUGAAACAGCAAUGCCCUCUUGUUUCCGAAGUUUCCGCGAAAAGUUUACAGGGCGUCUUGCAUGGCAGUUUAUGAGCUCCUGGAAUUUAGAAGGAGCACAGUGCAGAGGUUCCAUUUGUUCCGUGGAAUAUCCAGCAAUGAAAUUAAAGCCAGCCGUAACGCAACUACAAGGCAUGCCUUCCCUACAGGCGUUACAAAACGCUGGAGAAAGAAUUUUUUUCCAGUUCCUCAGAAUAACUCUAGCACAGUUAUUUCUCAAGCCCUGGCAACUUUUAAGAGGCGUGGACUUCAAAAUCCCAGCAUUCCUCAGCCGGCUAUCCUACGCUGUCUGGGGAAUUCUGGGAGUUUGAAGUCCACGCCUCUUAAAAGUUGCCAAGCACUGCUCUAACACAUCACAAUAAUGAGAAGACCUUUGCUGGAGAUGAUUGGAGAAGAACAGGAAGAGGAAUUGGGCAGAGGUUCGGUGAACUGCCUCAUUUGUAGACAUUUCCAGGUUCCCUUUAGUGCAAGUGGAUAUUACAAACCAGAGCAGGAGCAAGAGUAAUUAAUAGAUUGGGUUUUAUAGAGCAUUUUGUUACCUGGGCUUCCCAAAAUUAUAUCCAUGAAUGUGAGUUCUUAACAAAGGUUUUGAUUCAGUUAGUUCAUCCAUGUAGCUCUCUGGAGAUGAUUCCCUCACGGCAGUUUUGACCUAAGUGAUCCGUUUUUGAUCUAACGGCUAGGUACAUUAUGGAUCCACGUUUAUUUUAUUCACAGCUUGGAUGGGGGUUUUUUUGGUCUGUUCCCUGUAAUUGCUUUGGCAGCACAGAAUUUUGAAAGAGGAAUCUAAAAUACGAUAUUCAAAGGA